This is a messenger RNA of Prorocentrum cordatum, 1833 nucleotides long. The record is from the annotation of a GenBank genome assembly. NCBI's taxonomy places the organism in Eukaryota, Dinophyceae, Prorocentrales, Prorocentraceae.
CCUCCGCGGAGGAGAGGCCCCCAAAGUGCGCCCCACCCCGCCCGCGGAGGCCCGGCGGAGACGCCCCUGGGCCCCCCGCGCGCCGCGAGCCGCCAGGCCCCCUCCGAGCCGCGCGGGACCAUGAGAACGCUGCUCGCGGACGGCGGGGCCCCGGGCCGAGGGGCCCUGGGCGAGGCGUCGCUGCUGAAGGGCUCGGGCGGGGCCGCCGGGCGCGGCGGCGCGGCGCCGGCGGGCUCCCGCGCGGGAGCGGGGCCGGGCGGGUUCCUCCGGAGCCAGAGCGGGCCCGCCGGGCUGCGCAGCGGCAGUGGCGCUGGAGAGUCCGGGCAGGCGUGCGCGGAGCUCGCCCAGGCCUCGCCGACGCGGGCGCAGGAUGAGCUGGGAAGGCGCCAGAGCCUCCCGACUCUCGAGGCGUCGGCCAAGAGCAGGCGGUCUCUCCCCGCCCUGACCCUGCUGCCCGCCAUCAAGAGGAGCACGGCCGCGCUCCAGAGGGGCCGCCUCGAGAGCGACGCCCAGAUCCUGCGGGACGUGCUGCUCGACCCCGUCAACCUGCUGCUCCUCGCCGGCCCCUUCGGGCUCGCGGGGGAGCACCGGGGGUGGCCCCGAGGCCCGACGUUCCUGCUCUGCUUCCUGGCGCUGGUGCCCCUCGCGAAGCUGCUGGGGGACGCCACGGAGCACCUGGCGGAGCGCCUCGGCCAGACCACGGGGGGGCUCCUCAACGCCACCUUCGGCAACGCCGUGGAGAGAGCCGCAGAGAGAGCGCCCGUGCACCGCCGCCACCGAGCCCAGCAUGGUGUUGGUGUAUGCGUGAGUCUUGCGCAGGAGAUGAUCAUCACUGUCAGCGCGAUCAAGGGCGGGCUUCUCGACGUCGUCAAGAACAGCCUCCUCGGGUCCGUCCUGUCGAACCUUCUCCUAGUCCUCGGCAUGGCGUUCUUCGCUGGUGGUUUGGCGAUGCCAGAGCAGAGAUUCCCGGGAGCCGCGGCGCUGAUCAACGUCACGAUGCUGCUGGUCGGGGUGAUGUCAUUCUCGCUGCCGACGGUCCCUCCCUCCACCCUCGUGCUUCCUGUCCGUAUCCGCCCACUCAUUCCUUCUCCUUCCCCCCUCCUUCUGCUCCAACUCUCGCUUUCGACGGUAUUCUCCUUCGGCAAGCCGGAGGGGGCUUCCCUGGAGGUAUCGCGCGUCAGCGCGAUAUUCGCAAGCGUGGGCUACGUCGCGUACCUGGUGUUCCAGCUGCGUACCCACGUGGAGAUGUUCGAGGACGACUCUGACGCUGAUUACGUGGUCAGCGCCGAGGCUCCGACCUUGUUGGAAUCUUCGCCCGAACUCGAGCUGCUGCCUUGCGGCGCGCCGGGCCACGACGCAGACCCAGAGGGUGUGCUGAGCGUGCCUUGGGCUUUGGGCCUACUGCUGGUCAGCACCGUGGCCGUAGCCGCGCUGUCCGAGAUCAUGGUCGAUUCCAUCGACGGCAUGGUCGAGGCGUGGCGCGUCCCGCGGUCGUUCGUCGGCGUCAUCUUGCUGCCGAUCGUGGGGAACGCAUGCGAGCACGCCUCGGCGGUGCGGAUGGCCUACAACUCCAAGAUGGGCACCGCCAUUGCCAUCGCCGUGGGGUCCAGCACGCAGAUCGCGAUGUUCGUGAUGCUCUUCUCGGUGCUGGCGGGCUGGGUGAUCGGGAGGCCCCUGGACCUGAAUCUUGGCGCAACGGGGCUGGCAGUCAUGAUCCUGUCAGUGUUGGUGGUCUUCUCGAUCGUGAUGGACGGCAAGUCGAAUUGGUUGGAGGGGUUCUUGCUGACGCUCGCCUACUGCCUCGUCGCCGUGCUCUACUGGCACGCCGACUGA